CUCCAUUAGCAUCCCGAGCUAGCGGAUCGCUUUGCGCACCGCGCUAUGAAAGUAGCGUGUUGACGUAAAGAUAAAGGCUACUUCAAAUAACUCCGCCUAAUCCCUGAGCUAACCAUUAUCCCUCCAUGGUGCCGGAUAAAGAGAGAUAACGUUAACAGCCACGCACUGUCGCCGUAAUUAGCUGUCGACCACGAUACAGUUUGGGCAAAAGCUGCGUUGCGCGUGGAAAGACUCAAUUUUGAGUCAUUAUUACGUUUGUGUUUGAAUACGUAGGGUAGCCUUGAGAAAGACUUGUCGGGAUGAGGUUACGGACUCGGAGUCAAUGUGCGAUGGAGCCUGAUGGGAAGAAGAUGGACCAAGCGCCUCCGUUCAGAAACCCUUUUGUACAUGUCUUGAAAUUCACCCGAAUGGAAAAGGCAAAGAUCGCAGUUAUGACAGUCACACUAUUCCCCAUCCGUCUACUCAUAGCUGCAUUUAUGAUGCUGCUUGCCUGGCCUUUUGCGUUUCUGGCCUCAGCAGGACGCUCUGAGACAGCUGUUGAACCCCAGUGCCUCUGGAGGAGACUGGUCGACAUCAUUUUGAAGAUCAUCAUGCGGGUUAUGUGGUUUGCGGGUGGCUUCCAUUGGAUGGCUGUUAAAGGGCAGAGGGCAUUGCCUGCAGAAGCGCCCAUUCUCACUCUGGCACCCCACUCUUCCUACUUUGAUGCCAUCCCAGUCACCAUGACAAUGGCCUCUAUUGUCAUGAAAGCUGAGAGCAAGGAUAUACCCUUGUGGGGAACUUUGAUAAAGUACAUCAGGCCGGUGUUCGUAUCACGAUCAGAUCAGGACUCAAGAAAGAAGACGGUGGAAGAGAUCAAACGCAGAGCCCACUCUGGAGGGGAAUGGCCACAGAUAAUGAUUUUUCCAGAGGGAACUUGCACCAAUAGAUCCUGUCUAAUCACCUUUAAGCCAGGGGCCUUCAUCCCAGCAGUACCAGUGCAACCGGUUGUGAUGAGAUACCCAAAUAAACUGGAUACAAUCACAUGGACAUGGCAAGGCCCAGGAGCGUUUAAGAUCUUGUGGCUGACACUAUGCCAGCUACACAAUGUCUUUGAAAUAGAGUUCCUACCCAUUUACACUCCCUCUGAGGAAGAGAAAAAGAACCCUGCUCUCUUUGCAAUCAAUGUGAGGCAUGUCAUGGCCAAAGCCCUUGGGGUCCCCAUCACAGAUUAUUCGUUUGAGGACUGCCAGCUCACCCUGGCAGAAGGCCAGUUGAGACUGCCAGUUGACACCUGCUUAUUGGAGUUUUCCAGACUCGUCAGGAGACUAGGGCUUAAACCCCAAAACACAGAAAAAGUGCUGCAGGAUUAUGGGAACAGAUCCAGGAAACUGGAAGGACAGAGGCUGUGCUUGGAUGACUUUGCUCAGUUCUUGGAUGUACCCGUUUCAGAUAUGUUACAAGAUACGUUUUCCCUUUUUGAUGAGCAUGAAGAUAACAGCGUGGAUAUCAGAGAAUAUGUGAUAGCUUUGUCUGUUGUAUGCAGACCAUCUAACAGUCUGGAAACGCUGAACUUGGCCUUCAAGAUGUUCGAGGCUGAGGAUGGCACUAUCACUGAGACAGACUUGGCAAUUAUUCUGAAGACUGCUUUGGGAGUGACUCAUCUCAAUGUAACCUGCUUGUUUGCCGCCAUUGACAGUGAAGGCACAGGAAAGAUCACAUUUGACAAUUUCAGGAGCUUUAUGGAAGAACAUGUGGACUUUGCAGAGGAAUACCUGUACCACGAAAAUACAGGACUUCUCAGUGGUUUCUGCCAACAUCAACAAACAAAGUCGUCUAGACUGUCUUUUCAUAGCGUGCAUGGCACUACCAAUACCAAAAUAACUAACGGCAUCUGUCCUGAUUUCAGCCCCAAUGAUCACGACAGCACAAACAAUGCAUUCCUUAAGAAACACAAUUGAAAGAGUUGUGAUUGUGGAACAACAAACAUCUCUCCUGGUGAGAGGCUGUUAUGUGCUGCAUGCUUGGUGUAGAUGGUUCCUUUUUUUUUUUCCAAACUGAAAAGGACUAUAUUUCAGUAAUUACAAAUGAGAUGUUCACCUUACCUUUUUGCUAGUAUUUUGUCCAGAUGUUUUUAUUUUAAGUAUCUUUAAAACAUUAUAGCAGUUUUACUUCCUGUAUGUUGAUUUUGUAUUUUUUUUUAAUUGUUAUUUUAUUUUUAUUUUUUGGGGGGGCCAUGGAGCGAGUGUUUUCAGAAGGCCGGCUUUGGUUUUAACGGUUACAAUGCAUACAAACUUAAAGAGACUUACUGAGGGUUGGGGCAAUUUCUCUUUCUCUCUAUCUCUCAUUCACACCUGCAUAUUUUUAUUAGGCUUCACAUGUUUAUAGUCAGUGGAAAUCAAUCCGUGACAAUGAAAGAAACGCUUUUGGGAAAGUAGUGCGUUUCAGAUGUGUGUGUACUGUAUAUAUAUUGUUCCCCCUUUUUUAAAUGCUACUGCCUUUUGGCUAGAGAGAGUGUCCAGAUGGCAUUUUGGGUAGUAUUAAAAAGUAUUUACGUAAAGGUCCACCCGAGGUUACCAGUGACAAUUGUUGCAUUUGAAGCCAUUUUUCUGCUUCAAGCCAAAUUUGAGGUGUUCUCUGGUCUUUUGAGUAGGUUACAUUUUUGCUAUGCGCUUGUUAAAUACAUAUAUUUAUACAAUAUUUUUGAUUUAGCUCAGGGUUCAGUAACACAAAUGACAAAUAUACUUGUAUGAUGUCAUCAUUUUUUACUUUGGUUUUUGCGCACGUCUUUAUUUUAUACGACAUCAGUACUGUUCUGCCUACUUUAAAUCAUUUGUCUUUUUAUUGUUAUUAUACAAAUUGGACCAAAAACGUGUUUGGUGAUUAUGUCACCUGUUAUGUCUUUGCUGUCCCUUUCACUCGGCGGUGUCAUGGCCUUAAAACUGGGAAAGGAGUUUGGGUGUGACGUUGAAAGCACAUUUCAUUUUGUCAGCGGAUUUUAUAACAAGACGUGUCAUUCCAAAUUCCUUUUCUGCCUUACAUUGCCAUACUUUUUGGUCACCGGUAUUCGAUUCAACACAUACAUAGCUUCAAUCACUUGGAAAGGAAAAACAAAUAUGCUAAAGGUUCUUAUUUUUGUAUAAAUGUUCAGUACAGUGACAUGCAACCCUGGAAGGCCACAACCAGCCUGAAAGCAUGAUGCAAGUACCGUAAUCAAAUUUUGAUCACUGCCCAAACAUGAAAACUAAUUUUGUACUUAUUUUGUCUUUUGAAAUAGAACAUAGAUAUCAGCACCAUUGUUGAGCAUGUUAAAAUUGGAGGGAUUGCUUUUCCAUUAGCAA
Molecule: messenger RNA, 3317 nt
Organism: Hippocampus zosterae (dwarf seahorse)
Lineage: Eukaryota; Metazoa; Chordata; Actinopteri; Syngnathiformes; Syngnathidae
Product: lysophosphatidylcholine acyltransferase 1
Exons: 14
Coding region: 300-1937 (545 amino acids)
Molecular function (GO): calcium ion binding
Source: RefSeq, a predicted model, not a curated record